Capsella rubella is the source of this 4031-nucleotide messenger RNA. RefSeq lists its product as uncharacterized. The transcript has 11 exons. The coding region runs from base 175 to 3888 and encodes 1237 amino acids. Gene Ontology annotation, molecular function: microtubule binding. NCBI's taxonomy places the organism in Eukaryota, Viridiplantae, Streptophyta, Magnoliopsida, Brassicales, Brassicaceae. The record is from RefSeq and is a predicted model, not a curated record.
AUUCCUUUCUACAUCGGCCGAACGAUUUCCAAUUGCCGACUUGGGACAUUGGCGUGAAAGUCCCGACGUGAUUCGCUCAGUGUAAUUAAGGGGAAACCCUUAGCUAAGCUAUACGAUUUCGGAUUUAUCACUUGUCAGAUCUCAGAAACUGCUAGAAAGCGAAGGAGGCUAGAAAUGGACAAGGAUCUCUUAGAUAUCUCUGGAGGAGACGACGAAGACAACUGGCUUCUGAAUAAUACUCCGAAGAAAGUUAAUUCGAGCCGAGGAAAGAGUUAUUUGAAUUGCUCCCCUCUCCAAAUCCCUAGAUCGAGUCGUAUCGUUCCUACUCGGCCUCCUUUUUCCCCAAUUGGAAGAGUAACAGGCAACAACAUGGAGCAGCCAUGCCCUUCUGUUGAUACAGAUAGUAUCGGAAAGGAGAAUUCUAAAGUCGAAUUGCCCAAACUGAGUGUGGAGCGACAACAGAUGAAGAAGAAGAAAAAGAAUGCAGGAUUUAAUUUGCGCAAAAGCUUAGCAUGGGAUAGAGCGUUUUCAACGGAAGAAGGUGUUUUGGAUUCAUCUGAGCUAUCUAAAAUAACUGGAACUGCUUGUCAUAUUGGUGGAGAUCGGUUACCAGCCAUUCCGGAAGAGUUCAGAGAUUCCGUGUCUGCUUCCAAGUGUACUAGUGUUUCACCAGGACUACAAGCACUUGAAGAAAACUUAUUUGACGAUUUGCCAGUGAAUAGUAAAAACAGAGAGAAGAAGUUUGUGAAUGGCAUACUGCCGAAGUACGCAUCACCAUCUAAAUCCCAAUCUUCCAUGGCCCAGAAAAAAGUUAUCUCAGCUCAGGAUUUGAGGAGUGGUUCCAAGCGCAGUGGCUGUCCGCGGCCUCCUCCUUUAUCUUCCCUGAAAAGACCUGCAAAUGUGCAUACAACAACAUCACGUAGCAGGGAUCUGAAUAUAUCUAAAGUUCCUACCACCAAAUCUGACCCAAUUACAGUUGCAAACAGUUUGAAAAGGACUACUCCAAGUCCAAGCAAAGCGCAAAAUAGUCAACCUACGCAAUUAAAGAACUCUCAGAGGAGCUUAGGAUCUGGAAGCUCCUGUAAAAACACUUCAAGCACCAAGAGUAAAACAAAAUCCAGUCUCGCGAGUAAAUCUUCAAUUCCUAAGCCCUCUCUUAAGCAAGCUAGAAAAAAUAUGAUCAGCAAAAGAUCAGAAAUUCCUUCAGUAUCCAACUCACAGCAUUCUGUUGUUGGAAAGUCCAGUGUUGGCCCUAUGACUACAUCAAAUGUGGUUAUGCUUGGUCAUGCAUCGACAGACUCUAAUGUAAUUACUCUGGGCACCUCGUUAGCUCAAAGUUCUUGCAAUAAAGUUGGAAACACGCAGCCCGCAGUUUCACGACUGGGAAAACCAUCAGGCUUAAGAGUGCCAAAACCCUCAAUUGGCUAUUUCAGUCAGUCCGACUCUCAACCGUCGCACAGUGCAGGAGACAAACAUAGUCAGCUAGCCAGAUCUGAUAUUUGUUCAGCCUCUCAAUUUUCCUUGAUUCCUACCUUCAAGAAACCCCAAGUUGCUGAAAAGAUGCCCGGUGUCAACUCCAAGGCAGCAACUGGAAACUUCGGCAGUGCAAGUUCAACUGCAAGAUUCUCUGCUCAAUCUAUAUUUCUCAAACCUUCACAAGAAAAGAUGAAAGUGGACUUGAAAAGCACUGAGGAAGUAGAAUCCAAAGCGUUGAGUUAUUCAUGGAGUUCUCAGAUGAAAGAAAACCUGGAGCACCAAUGUUCCGUUCAAGGUGAUACUGGAAACUUAGUUCUGGACGAUACAUCUGAGAAGAUUUCUACUGCAAAGUGUGAAGAAUUCCAUAGUAACAGUGAGAUGUCGCACUCAGGCUGCAAAAAUAAUGUGCAUGGUGGUUAUAAUAGGGAUGAGAAAAGGAAGUCUUGCUGCUCAGAAAAAGAAUACUGUGCUUCACCGCUGAAAGAUUCAAUGGAUUCACCGAUGCAGGGUCCUCCAUGCGAUGAGUUAACACUGUUUAAUAACUACUCACAGUUGAAAGUCAGCAAUCAGGGGGAAGAAGAUAUGUUUUCCACCAAUGAUUUUAGUGGAGAUUUUGAUACCCUGGCUGUACAUGGACAACCUCUAAAUGAAUGCGUGCACCCUGGAAAUGAAGAGGAGAUUAGUCCUUGCCCUUCUGGAGAAAAAGAUGCGUUAAUUGUUUAUUCUACUGAAAAUGUAGCAAAGCAGCCUGAGGUUUUGAAUUCUUUCACUGCAGACCCAACUUUCAAUGGGGAUUUUGAUUCAAUUAAGGGUGAUGUAGAUGAUCCAUCUUCUUCAGUAAAUCAGUUAGGUAACACUGAAUAUGUUUCCCUACCUUUGCGGCCUGCUGAAGCACCAGAUUGUGUUCAAUCACCAUGCAACCAUCUUGAGGAAAAUGCUGUGUCGAACUCUAUUUUGUGUGAUCAUAACAUGGUGUGUAAUGGUCAAGCUGUACUAGAAAUGGAGGUAAGAAGUGAAAAAAGCAAUAUCACAGAGACAAACUGUGAAGCUGAUUUCGUUGGUCCAUUUUCCGAAUGCCAAGACUUGUUUAGAGAAUCUGAAGAACAGCAUUUGUCGAGCCAUUCAAUCUUUGAAAUGAAAGAGGGUGGUCAUGAGAUAGAUGUCUUGACCAGGGACGAAAGAGCUAAUGAGUCUGAUAUGCAGAUAGAAUGCUUUACUGGUUCUUCUGAUGCUGACAACAUGGAACAAGUGCAAUUACUAAUGCCUUCUUCCGUUGAAGUUAGCAAGGAGGUUCAACCUCUGGAAUUAUGUCAUGAGCCCUUCCCUGAGAAAUCAACUUCUGAAAAGCAGAAGCAAUACAGUUGUUCUAGUAGUGGAAUUGCAUCUGAUGUAAAUGUUGGUAGUGUAAUGAAACAAGCUGAUCAACUUGGAACAUUAGUUGGUUGUUCUCCAGAAAAAGAUGCAUCUGCUGCUGUUUUCUCCUGUUCCAAUGAGGAGCUUGAAGAUAAUUCAGAGCUGGAGGAUAUGGAUUUGGUUACAGACUCAGAUUUCUCGGAUGAGGAACUUGAGGAUAAUUUGGAGCGGACAGAGGUGGAUGUGAUUACUAAUUCAGAGCUUAUUAGUCACAUUGAUGAGUUUUCAGUCAAGGGCAUUCUUAAGCAAGAAUUUCCCGUAGUAGAAGAUAUCCAUACUGCAUCAGGCCUGUGUGGAAAAACUAAAAUUCCACUGAGUGAAUCCAUCAGUUCCUCGAAUUCUAUAUCUGGAGAUCCUGAGUGUCUGAAUGAGGGCACAUUUUUUUCCAGAAUACCUGAAGAGAUGUCAAAAGAGGAUUCAAAUUCUGGAAGCAUUGAGCAUAACUAUGUUGUAAAAGCUAAAUUCCAGAUAGAUGCUGAAAAGGAUUUCAGUGCACAGGUUACUGGUCGAAAUUCCAUCCCCCAUGAAGGAGAGGAAGUUAAAGUUGUAAAAAGCUCUCUUGAUCUUGUAGCAUUUGCGCCCAGAGAGGAAGAUUCUGGAACUCCAGUAGCCAUGAAAGAAGCUUUCUCAGUGAGAGAUGAUAUUCAAAUUAACGAGUUCAAUGUACUCAGCGAUGACAUUUUGACAUUAGAAAGCAAGGCAUCAGAAGGCCAGGAUAAGAUGAUACCACUGGAUGCUAAACUUGAGAAGAAACCUGAUCCUAUAACUGUAAAGCCUCCAAAUGCCGUUCCAUUUUCUGACGAGUGGUUAGCUGCAAUUGAAGCUGCUGGGGAGGAAAUCUUAACACUGAAAAGUGGACGUGUGCAACAUUCACCAACAGAGAAAUCUGCUCCUGAACCAGGUCCAUGGUCACCGGUCAAGAAGAAGAGUAAUCAAGUUGUAGGGCCAUUUGACUGUACAAAGUAUAAUAACAAAGGUCUUCCUCCUGCUUUUGACUGAAAAACUAGGUUUCAUCUUCCUUAACCAUUUUCUUAGACCCUUUCAUCACUAGAAAACUUUGUUAAACACACUCAGAUUUUGUAUACUUGAGAAAUAAAAUAUGUAGAAAGCACUUGUUGUUGAGGCAUGAAUCGCUUCCACAA